AUGGCUACGGAUUCCGAAAGGCAGUUCCUUUGCCCCAGGUUGAUCGACUAUCUUACCAUUGUCGGGGCCAGAAAUACACCUUCUUCUGUUAAGCAAAGUGCCAGCAGUCCUCAUAUACAGGCUCCAGAACUCUUACGACGCUACCCGAUCCAAGAUCACAAAGAUUUCCCGAUGCCUCUGGAUAUGGUCUACUUUUGUCAGCCGGAAGGUUGUUCUUCGGUGGGACCCAAACGUACAGCCUUACGAGAAGCCUCUUCGUUCGUGUUCACUUUGACCGACAAAGAUUCCGGCAAAACGCGGUACGGAGUUUGCGUCAACUUCUACAGGUCCGUCGAGAAGAGUUCGGGAUUGUUUGGAUUGAACAAAGCCAGAGCCAAUACCGGAAUGAGGAGAGAUUCGUGGAGAAAGAGCAUGGAGAAAAGUUCGGAUUCGGCGUUUUCAAGCGACUAUAGAAGUAGCAACAUAGGACCAAGCGACUCAGAAAAAGAUUAUCCACCCAGUAGACGUGACUCCGAAUCGACUGCUCCAAACACUCUACCAUCGUCGAGACUGGCAGUUGGAGGCGGCAACGACUCAGAAAGCGGCGGCAGUCAUUCUCCGUCGCCCAGAGCCAGCCGUCGUCGACAAAGGAUCAGAAAUCAUUCGCUGACGUCGCUAUGCAUCCUGUCGCAUCAUCCGUUCUUCACCAUGUUUCGAGAGUGUUUGUUCAUUUUGAAAAAACUAAUCGACGCGUGCAACGAGUCGUCCAAUCCUAGACGAGUUGGUGCAUCGAAACAAACAUCCAGGGAUAGUGUUUGGAGCGUACUGACUGGACUGGCUACAGAUGGAGCUUCGUCCAUAGUGCUUCACGAUGUUCGGGAAAUCGAAACCUGGAUUUUGAAGUUGUUGUCAGCUCCAGUGCCUAUACCUGGAAAAACUAAAGUCGAAGUUGAAGUACUAUCUCCCAGCGUAUACGAACCUCUAGUAUUCGCCUUACCGAAUCACACGCGAUUCACCCUAGUCGAUUUCCCAUUACACUUACCCUUAGAACUACUAGGUGUAGAGACUUGCCUCAAAGUCCUAACGAUAAUCUUACUAGAAAACAAAGUGGUGUUUCAGUCGCGAGACUACAACGCACUUUCGAUGUCCGUGUUGGCGUUUGUGACCAUGAUUUAUCCCUUAGAAUAUAUGUUUCCUGUGAUUCCCCUGUUGCCAACUUGUAUGAGCUGCGCAGAACAGUUGCUACUCGCACCUACUCCGUAUGUGAUAGGCCUUCCUGUUAGUUUUCUGAUGUAUAAGAAAAACUUCAGAUUGCCAGAUGAUGUGUGUUUAGUGGACUUGGAUUCAAACAAAUUACACUCCCCCACUGAAAUUCCGCCUCUACCUGAACCGGAAGGAACUAUAUUGAAGAAUCACUUAAAACAGGCGAUAUCAAAUUUGUCGACUCCAAGCAAUAACAGCGCCCACCUUCAACCUUCAAGAAGAAACAGUAUUACAACCUCGCCUAACACUUUAGGGGUUGGUGGUUCUACCUUAUCAAAAUCACCUGAAAUGUCCUCACCUUCAGCUGCAUCACCCAACCAGAGAUUAUCGUUAACACCCCAAUCACCGAUACCUCCACAAAGUCCACGUAUUUUUUCGCCAACCACUCAACAAGGCUUCAACCCGUUUAUUUAUGGAAACGAUGUUGAUUCAGUGGACGUGGCUACACGAGUGGCAAUGGUUCGUUUCUUCAACUCCCAAAAUCUUUUGGCCAACUUCACCGAACACACCCGGACAUUGCGUUUAUACCCGCGCCCGGUGGUCGCAUUCCAAAUAAACAGUUUCCUAAGGUCCCGUCCUAGAGCCUCGCAGUUUCUCAACAAAUUCGCUCGGACCCAAGCCGUUGAAUUUUUGGCCGAAUGGUGUCUAACUCCCACCAACGUAGCGUUCCAACGAGUCCACACCGGAGUGCUGGAUCCGAGUUUGAUAGGUGACAAAGCCAAAUGGUUCUUGCAUCAAUUGGAACCCAUUAAAUUCGUUGUUUGGGACGAUGGUAGCUCGUUGAAUGGUGCCUUGAGGAGUAUUCAAGCUCAAGAGAGUCAACCUACCGACGAGAGCGGUUCAGAUUCGGAAGAAGGCGAAAGCACUAGCUCUAGUUAUUCGUCUCUGAGCGAUUUUGUGUCAGAAAUGGCUUCUUCUGAUCUAUCGCCUGGAUAUUUGUCGUAUCACGACCAAAGGAAGGCUUCAGCUCAAAGUAUGACGUUCUCAUCAAACAUCGACGCUGAAAGCAUUUAUAAGCCUCCUUCUGAGCUCAAAUAUCCUGAUGGUGAAAUGCCUACAGCUGCAAGACCUGACUCACCUGCUUCAUCGAGUUCUUCAAGCUCCGACUCUGAUCUGAGCUCCCCAUCGUUCAACCGAGACUCCGAAUUUGAGUUUAACAAAAAAGAAAAGCUCAACAAUGAAUCUGAUUCAAACUCUACCACCACGCCGAAGACGAUUGUCAGUAACAACCAAAAAUCCGACAAUUCAUCGGCAGACGGCGACAAUAAAACGAUAACGGCCAAAAAAUCCAGAAAAGUGCCUCCCCUCACGCCGGCGCCGUUGCAAAAACAGCCCAGCGUUGGCAACGUUUUUUCGAAAACUUCCAGCGUGGGCUCUUCAGGUACACAGAGCCCAGGCGCGCUGCAUUCGGCAAGCAGCGUGGGAAGUGGAGGAAUCACCAGACAAAGCUCACAAAACUCCUUAUUCGAAAGGUUCGCUUCUGAGGCAAAGGAACUGGUGCGAGAAACCACUAGGCAGAGUAGUCAGGAUGGACUUUUGGCUCAAAUGGAUAAGUUGAAAACACAAGCUAAAGAAAAACUUAAUGAAGCUGAGGAAAGUCAUAUUUUUGCUCCCUUUGACAAGCUGACAAUUCAAGCCAAAAAAGCAGCUGGAGAAGCAUCAAAAAGCGUACAGGAAGCUAGCAAAACAGCUACAGCUAUGAGCAAAAACACCAUAGACGAUCUCACUUAUGUUGGCAAGUCUACGUUUGGAGAUUUGACAAAAUCAGCAAAAGAAUCUGUGGCAAUGAAGCAUCUGUUACGAGGUGACUCUUUCAACAAAAACGAUUCGAGACGCGAAUCAACAACAAGCUCGACAUCGAUGGUAGCUCAUUCGGCUCUGGCAGGCGCCGGUAGAGAUUUUUUCACAAACAUUCAAUCCGACUUGAACGGUUUGGCUUCGAGCACUACCAGCAUGUUCACCGAUUUAUUCGGUAGUAAAAAGGACAACGCCAGGCAGGAACCGCUAACGCAAAAACCUAAAGAAGUCAAGACUAGUUUGUUUGGACCUUUCCAGAGGGGGUCCAAAGGGAUUGUGGAAAAGAGUCCUUUGAUCAGGCACGUGCCUAAAAGACAGGACGAAAUGCAGAGGAGGCAGAGCAUCGAUAAAACCACUACGAACAGUGAUAAUCAAGCGUUUCUUAAAGAUAUUGUUACUAACGUUUUGGACGGUGAAGGUGUCGGCUGGCUCAAACUGAAUCGCCUCAAAAAACUAAUGGAAGAAGAAACCUACCGAAAUUUCGUUUUGGGCAAAAUCAACAAGACUUUCGACAAAAAAAUCGCACCCGACGACCACAUUGACGAUGUGUGCAUUCCAAAACCAGUCUGGAAAGGUAUGCUAAAAAUCCUCCAAGCCGUGCAACACGGCUUGGAAGUAACCUACAGCAAUUACGGUCUUGGUGGUAUGGCUUCGGUGUUCCAAAUGCAAGAAAUCGCCCACACGCACUAUUGGACUAAAGAUGUUGCUGACCCAGGUUUGUCGUCUGAUAUUACGCAAACUUCCAGUCCGAAAUCCCCUCAAAGUCCACGAUACUCCUUGCAAUCUUCAGAUUGGGAGAAUGAAAGUAGAAAAUCGUCUCAAGCAGAACCUCCAGAAGUUCGAUUAAUCCAGGAACUUGAAUCAGACAAAGAACAAACGACCACAGACAUAUUCAAAGACAUGAUAACUCAAAAGAAAAACCUAUUGUUAAGCAAACUAACAUCUUUUGAUUCAGAUCUCGAAGGUACUCUUCAAGGUUCAGGCGGUACCGUAUCCCCAGGAUCAAUAACAGCGGGCCCUGCCAGUAAUCUGCACAGGGGCGGCAAUCAAUCAUCGUUCAGAUCUACAGUGUCAGACACUGAAGUCGAAACCCUUCAAUUCCCGAAGCUCCCAAAACAUCGCACCUCGAGCGUCUGGUCGAGCAAAUCCUCAUUGAGCACAGGAUUCCGGUAUCACGGAGGUCACAUUAUCAAUACGGUGACCUCCCCAUCGCCCGACACUAUCCGAACUUACUUGUUCGAAGGACUUUUGGGCAAAGAACGUUCGAAUUUGUGGGAUCAAAUGCAGUUUUGGGAAGACGCUUUUUUGGACGCUGUAUCGCAAGAACGCGACAUGGUUGGAAUGGAUCAAGGUGCACGUGAAAUGAUGGAAAGAUACAAAGGGCUAAGCGAUACGGAACGGAAACGGCUCGAGCAUGAGGAAGAUAGACUGUUGGCCACUUUUCUUUAUAAUUUGACUGCAGUAUUGAUCAGCCUCAAUUGUAAUAAGGAGGAAAUUAAGCGGAAAAUUCGGAGGUUGUUGGGGAAAAGUCAUAUUGGACUCGUUUACAGUCAAGAGAUUAAUUCUUUGCUGGAUCAAGUUCAGAAUUUGAACGGUAACGAUAUCGAUUUGAAACCGCUGGGUUCGCGUUCGAUGCACCGUCAAAGUUUCACCGUGCACCACGGCACCGAUUGCACGGGCGAUUUGCGUUUCAUGGAGGUCCGAGACGACGGUCUGGUCAUAAGAUCAGUGAACGGGAUCAUCAUUGAGCGAUGGUGGUUCGAACGGCUCGUCAAUAUGACCUACAGUCCCAAAAACAAAGUGCUCUGUUUGUGGAAACGGACUGGAGGACAGACGCAAGUCCACAAAUAUUAUACUAAGAAGUGCAAGCAAGUUUACUAUUGCAUAAAAGAAGCAAUAGAACGUAGCGGUUCAAUACAAACAGGUCCGGAAUUGGGUGGUGAAUUUCCUGUACAAGAUAUGACGACAGGAGAAGGUGGGCUGUUGCAGGUUUGCAUGGAAGGAGUGGGCCUUUUGUUUGCCACCAGCAAGUUUUUCCAGUUUUUCAUCCGAUUGUCACACAUUAAGAAAUGCUACACGCAAAAGGGCAGCGUUUUUAUUAUCGAGGAGUUUAAUCCGAAAACUCGCCAAAUAAUUCAGAGGAAAUACAAAUCGCCCAUGGCAGAUCAAAUUUGUUACUCAGUUCUCUGCGUAUUCUCCUACAUAGCGGCAGGCAAAGAGGGCAAAGAAAAAUUUAUCAUGCCCCAACCACAUGCGAAGCCCCACCAACUCAAACUCGAACCACACGUUCCGGCAAAAACUCACCUUCAACCGACUACAACUCACCUUCAACCGACUACUACCGCCGACCCGCCAGGUUCGAUCACCCCUCAAGGUGGACCGCCAACUUAUCCACCUCCCGCCUUACCCGCAGGAGUGCCGCCUCCGGCACCGCCGCCUUUCAACCCGAAAGUCUUAACCUCGCAAAUGUCGAUGCCGGCGAAACCGCCGCCUCCUAUACCGAGUCGGAGCAAGUUGCCUUUCAGACAGGCGUCGGUUGGCGUGCCGCCGCCGCCUCCGCCGCGUCACAAGUGA
Ceutorhynchus assimilis (cabbage seed weevil) is the source of this 5613-nucleotide messenger RNA. NCBI's taxonomy places the organism in Eukaryota, Metazoa, Arthropoda, Insecta, Coleoptera, Curculionidae. The record is from the annotation of a GenBank genome assembly.